Messenger RNA from Rhagoletis pomonella (apple maggot), 1062 nucleotides. RefSeq lists its product as uncharacterized. The annotation marks the transcript as partial. The transcript has a single exon. NCBI's taxonomy places the organism in Eukaryota, Metazoa, Arthropoda, Insecta, Diptera, Tephritidae. The record is from RefSeq and is a predicted model, not a curated record.
AUGAAAGAUGCAGAACAGAAAUUCCACUCCCGAUUUGUAAACUUGACGGAGGUUUACAUCAAUGAGCAAGAAGCAGAACUAUUAAAAAAAGGCCUCAAACACAACAUUGAAAGUUACAACCAAAAGAGGGAACUUGAACAAACUAUCGUGGAUACUGAAGUUAUUAUAUCACGGCUUCCAACUGAAGAACAGGAGCACGCCAGACACAUAUGUCGGCACAUAAUUGAAAAAGACAUAAAUGCCAAGAAAACUAGGAAGCAGAAGAACGAAAACCAAACCAUAAAAGGGCUCAAAGAAAAGCUAAGGGCAAACAAUGUUAUAACCACAAAAGCAGACAAAGGCAAUACCACCGUAUUAAUUGAUAAAAAAGAUUACAUAGAGAAAACUGAAAGUCUAAUAACUGAAAUAGGGUGCAAUAAAUUGGGAAAAGAUCCCACUGAAGAAUACCAAGCAGCAAUAAAGAAUACCAUAAAGAAAAGCACAACCAUAAUAAAGGAUAAUCCACCAUAUAGACUAACACUUAUGAACCCGAGUGUCCCUCCGUUGAUUGCCUUGCCAAAGACACACAAACCAGGCACCCCGAUGAGACCUAUCAUUAAUUACAAGUCUGCUCCCGGAUACAGACUCUCCAAGCACCUAAAGACGCUGCUGAAGGAUAGUCUGGAUCUACGCAAUAAAUAUACUAUUACAAAUACAACGGAACUAAUCGAGAAGAUGAAAUCGUUGAAGAUCAACGAAAACACUAAAUUCGUAUCAUUCGACAUCAAGGACCUUUACCCAUCGAUACCAACAAUAGAAACCAUAAAGACCGUACAAGAAAUACUGAUGGGAAAAAUGAAAAGAGAAGCUGUCACGGAAAUAAUAAACGCGUUGAAGGUCACAUUAAAACAAAACUACUUCCGGUUCAACAAUAAGAUAUAUAAACAGAUUAACGGGUUAGGAAUGGGCAAUCCGACGUCAGCAAUACUCAUGGAAGUAUUCAUGCAAACACUGGAGGAGAUAUACAUGAAAAAUCUAUCGACCAACCUAGGAGUAAAAUUCUACGCGAGAUAUGUCGAUGAU